CAGCAUUCUGCACCUGUAGCUCUAAUAGCAGUCAUUAAACCUGUCCUCUCUGCACCUUCAAAUAAGUAAACUUCCAGCAAUAUUAUUUAAUGUAACAAUAAUUGAGAAGCAUUGAGCGAUCUCUUUCACUCUGCCCUCGGUCGGUUAGAGAUCGAACUGCAUGCGGGUGCGAGCAGUAUAGCAGCGCUCUCUGGAUCUCCUCAUCUCAUUCUCUAGAAGAUGGCGGACUGCGCUUCACUGUUAGAUGAGGAGCUCUCUUCAUUCGUCUUCAAUUACUUGACUGAAAACUCCGGGAGCCAGUAUGGGGAAGAGGAGGUCUCCUCAGCCCGCCUGGAUGCUGACUUCCCUGACUUUGACCUCUCGCAGCUGGACGCCAGCGACUUUGACUCGGUGAACUGCCUCAGUGAGCUGCACUGGUGCAAUGAGCACUCAGAUCACUCCCCUGCCUCCAUACAGUACAGCACUGGGGACACAGAGCUAUUCGAGGAAGAGAAUGCAGCGCUGCUCGCUGCACUCACAGACAGCCUGGAUGGCAUUGUUGAGGAUGGGGUCGGGGGGCUGUCUGUGUUCCCUUUGCUGGGGGAAGACCCUGAUGAGGGCGAGGAGGAGGAAGACGAACUCCCUGCGGACAGUGAGCCCCUCACUGGCUCAAUGAGCCCAGAGACAGAAGACCCGUCUCUAUUAAAAAAGCUCUUGCUGUCGCCCCCUAAUGUGCAUGUGGGCCUCGAGUCGCACAAAGACGGCAGCUCGCAUCGCCAUGGCAGCAGGAGCCUGCACGCCAAGCCUGUGAGGCCCACGCUGAAGAAGGACAAGACAAGCACACAAGAGCGCAGGCUGCGGCCAGCGAGACCCGCCGGGCGCCUUUGUACCGAACUCCAUCGCCACCUCACCACCUCACAGGAAGCAGAGGACACGCCUUCCGCCGAUGAAGAGGAUGAAGAAGAGGACAGCGACUCUGAAGAGGAAGAGGAGUCAUCAAGCAGUGAGGGCGAGAGCAUGGUGUGCGUCGAGCCGCCAAAGCCCCAGUUUUCCUCUGAAAAAGAACUGCAGUCCGUAGUGGAGCUCAUCAAAUACAUGCACACGUACUGCGUGCCGACGCGCAAGCAGGCCGGCUGGGAUCGCAAAGAGCGCGAGGCGUUGGCGCGUAAGGCCAGAUCCGAAAACUCCCACGUUUCCCGCAAUUUCCCUCAGAACUGUAACAAGCCCGCCCCCCAAACCUGCAACAGCAGGCCGAGAGUUCCCUUCACUCGCCGCAGGGAAAUCAAAGCCCACUCUCUGCUCAAAGAGCUUCUGGAAGCCGUCGAGCUGUCGUUUGAUGUAAGCAAGCCGUACAGAAUGCACAGCCCUCCUUACAGCAACUGCAGAGCUGCAUUGGCGCAGCCCAACCAUGAGGUUUUUUCUCCUCCUGCACGCCAGCCCAAAGCUGAACCUAAAGACUGUGAGAGUACGCAGAAGGGUGCAAAACGUCCCAAGAGCCCAGAGCCUGAGGUAGGCUCAUUCUCGGUCAGGCGCUCUCGUCGCCUGGCUACCUUCCCCAGUAGGUUCGCUAAGAAGUUCCGUGUGAGCUGCAGCCGGUCGGAGCACAGACAGUCCAAUGAAGAGGAGAACAAGGUCAAACAUCCCCCCAUUGAAGAUUUUUCCAAAAGCAGCCAGAAGAUCAACUGUAUCAACAGUGACGAGAAACCUGCGUGCCUCUGUCUGCCACUGGCUUCCAAAUCCAACGGAGAAUCACAGUAUCCAAACAAGUCCUUUGAGCAGACUCUCUGCGUGGAGCUGUGUGGCACAGCAGGCCUCACUCCCCCCACCACACCUCCUCACAAACCAGUGGAGGACGAGCUCUUCAAACCAGACGGCAAGACUGAGCUCACCACCAAGAGCUUGUGCCUGGCACGGGCGCACGUACGCAAGCUCCCAGAGCAGACAGAACUGUACGCACAGCUGCGCCGGAUGGGCCAGACGGGCGAUGCAGACUGUAAGGGGGGCACGCAGCACGCCUAUGGGGACCACGACUACUGCCUGCUGGGACCGGGGGAGAGUUGCAAGAGAACAGGGGCAGCGUUUGGCUCCGACACAUCCCGACGGGAUGACGAGAUGAACGUGAAAAAAGAGACAGCACGGGAAGAGACCCCCGACUGCCACCAGAGGACUGAGAGCAUGGAAGAGUUACCCACGCCCAGUCCCGAGCAAACCAGCUCACCCUCUCCUGCCCGCUCACCCACCCCAGAGCUGGAUGCACAGUCGCCCGUGUCCUUCUCGCCCCCGUCCCCCGGCUGCAAACUCUCCUUUAGCAAUGAGAGCUCGGAGACGUGCCAUGAAGCAUCAGACAAAAGAAGCAAGUUACAGUGUGGACAAGAGAAUGAUGUGAACCAGUGCCAAGUGAUCUACAUUCACAACCUUCCGAGCAGCGUCACUCAGUCCAUGCUGCGCAAGCGUUUCGAGGCCUUUGGUCACCCAGAGGACUGUAAAGUGGUCAUCAAAAACGAGGAGCGUUGUGGAGUCAUCACUCUGAGGUCAUCACAGAACGGCCAGACCCAACGGCACAGGUGGGAGUCCCUAGGUCCGUGCGGGGGGAAUGGCAGCCGGCGGUUCGGCAGGAAGCGUUACAUAGAUCUGGAUGAGGCAGGCCAAGGACCAAUAAAGAGCAAGUACGAUGCACUGGACUUUGACGCUCUACUGAAGGAGGCCCAGAGAAGCCUCCAUCGUUGAAACGCCUUAGCACGCCUGCAGCGUCCCCGCCCUGUCCGACACUCGACUCAGAACCUCAACCAAGGCACCUCUUCAUGUUUACAUUUGAAUAAAAGAAAAUGGACCUUGUCACUUGUAACUGAGGAUUUGAGGACACCGGGGCAGGAUGACACAAACGAACAGCUUUGAAAACAUGGACACAAGUGCUGCCUCUUGAACGCCAUCCGUGAUGUCGCGAGUGGCACGGGCUUCGUAGCAAACCGCACUCUUUUCCGUUUGUUGUCGUGACGUGCGUGUGUGCUUUUUUAAUUUUGUUUUUACCCCUCCAUCACUCUUCAUAGACCUGCAAGGUGCUUUUAUCAAUUCGUCGUAUAAAUAUAUAAACAAUAACUGCUUUGUAUUAGCGAACCUUUGUGGAUGUUUAACUCUUUGUGCGUGUGUUACGAUGAAAAGUGGAUUAAUAAAACGCAAACAAAAAAGUCCUGACAAGGUAGAGUUUACAAAUCAAAAAGGAAAGAAAAAUAGUCUUUUUGUAAUUUUAGUGCUUCCUUGAUUUCAUCUAUGCACUCAAACGAGGUAGUGUUUCUUUUAUCCGCCCUCUGCCCGUUUCUGGUUUGGAUGGGGCUUUUUGCUGCUGGUCGCCAAUGAGUCCAAAUCAUGCGACUAAAAAAAUCGUUAAAUCCCAUUUUCGUCAGAAGAAAAAUACAAUUUAAGGUCUGUUUUCUGACCCAAAAAUACAAAUAUUUGCCAAUGGGGUAGGACUUUUACCUCUUUAUUAAGUACUGUAUAUAAAUUAAUUAAAUUAUUCAACUUGUUAUAAAAUUUUAUUUUAGAAAAAAUCACUUAGCCUCUGAAGUAAACCUAUCUUGAUUUAAGAUUAACAUAAUUUUUUAUAUUUGUACUGGAAACAAGGCAAAAAUAAAAAGAGAAAUUAAGUACGUAGGAUGUCUACAAAAGAUCUGAAGGUCAAGAAAACAUCUGCUGUGAAAAAAAUCUGCUAAACGUCUUAGAAGUUUUACAUUCAAUCAAAAUAACUACAGCGUCUUCUAGAUGUCCAUAUGACAUCCAACAGCAGACGUCUCAGAGACGUAUUGCAGAUGAGCAAACAAUGAAAAAAGUCUUGCAGACGUAAACGCAUGUACCCGUGCUAUCAGGGUUACCUAUGUUUUUCCCUAAACCAAAUUCAGUCGCGUCCAGAAUCCGUCAAACCCUCAAAAACAAACAAAUUCAACAGGUUUGACAGAAACAGUCAUAGUAUUUCGAAGUAUGGAAUGUACCCGUCACAAAAGCGAUUAUAGACCGUCCGUCCAUCCGUUUGGUCUCAUUGGCUAGACUCUACCAGCAGCAUAGCCCCGGGACAUCCAGAUGAAGUCCAAUGGCUUUCACUUCUGGAUGUUCCUCCAACCACGUUCUCCCGUUUGCAGUUCUUGAGAGAAGGGUGGCGGUAAACUAGGAGAAAGAUCUUUCCAGAGCUCAAUCUCAUUAGAGAUAUGGUCGUAUCUCUGCUUUGUUUACAUGUCACUCUCUCAUACUCUUUCUCUCGAAGCUCAAAACACUCAGUUUUGUAACACUGUCCCGACAGGGGAAGAUCUGCGGGUUUUUCUAGCUCUUACUUUGUGGCUAAUUCUAAAUUUGUCCUCGAUGUCUGUUUUUUGAAGUCUAACUGUAUACCUGUGUAUAACUGCGUGUGUCGUCCGUGUCUUUUAGGAACGGGUUACUAUAUGAUGGGAGUUGAAGUCUGUUCUCUCCCACACUUGUCGCUUUUAUUCUGCGGGUCGCCUCUUGAAUCCUUGAACUCUGUUGUUGUAGUACAGUCGUGUGUGUGCGGGUGUGUGUGUGCGUGCUGGUGUAAGGAGGGACGUCUGCCUCUUUACUUGCGCAUAAUCCCUGCCUCUCCCCUUUAUCCAAUUGCCUCAUUUGAAACACGCCCCCAAACCUGGAUGUUUACAUGAUUGAAUUCUCUUUUGACUUGACUAGAGCGCACACUUAAGUACUGAAGCCUUAUUCAGUGUUAAUGUACCCUAUCAGGAUGUGCCUUUCGGCUUUCCCUCUUACGGUACCGAGCAGUUACUUUCUGAAUAUUACAAUCCUGGGAAUUCUAAAACGCCGAAUAAGAUCUGAAUAAGCGUUUGCGCUUAGUAUGUAUACUACUAAACAAGUGAGAGAAUGUGCUGGUUUACAUGAUUAUAUAUAAACAAAUAUAUAAAAGAGGUAAAUAAUGUGUAUAUAGCACUGUCUUGUGUUAACAUGAGAUGUAUGGUUCCGUCCUAUACAGCGAUGUGGUAACAUGUGGUUUAAGGGGGGCCCUGAUUGGUCAAUGUUUGUCAAGAGCAGAGGUUAAUGCAGCGCUAAGCAAUACAGGGAAACCCAGAAGGGAAUUUUCAUUGAUAUGGCUUCAUAAGUCAAACACAGUUGUAUAAAGUAUCCCUUUAGAAAAUGUUGAAAUGUUUUUUUUUUAAUAUGACUUUAAUAUGUUUUAUUUUUUAUGCAAUUGAGAUGCAAUAGCGCUAAUCUAAGAGAGCCUUUCUCAUGAACUGAAAGAAUUUAUCGAUGAGAUUGGUUGCUUUAAGGGCGUCAGGCGAAUUUAUGAAGGGAUCCUGUAGAGUACUGUAUGUUGUCCAUCGGGGUAGAGAUGAAACGGCUUGAAUAAUUAGCAAACUGAUUUUUCGGGUGGACUUUUUUAUGAGAUCAAUACCCAGACGGCCCAAUCUCACAAGGAGAGCCUUAAACUUAGGGGAAAACAAAGCUAUCGAUUCUGUUGGAUCUCCUUUACAAUCCAAUGUGUUUUCUUUAUUGAAGUAAUUUAACUUUUUCAGUACAGCCAUAUUAUAAAAGGUAUAUACAUAUAUAUGAUUAUAUAUAUAUACAUAUAUAUUUGUGUGUUUGUGUAGAUAAAUAUAUAGAUAUAAUUUGUUAUAGAACAUUUUAUUCAGUGUUUCAGAACACUUCGUUUCAACUUACACUGUCAAUCUAGAAUGUACAGGUGAUCCAAAUAAACAUAUAUAUUGAAAAAAAUACCUUCCAAAGGGAACCUUCUUAAAAUGCAAUACAUUUUUUUUCCAGUCAUUUUAGUUUUCGCUAGACAAGUUGACCAAAAAGUACAUUUGAUGUUUGGACACGGAAGUAGUGUGGUACCACAUCAAAUCCAUUUCACGAAUGUCACAAUCGGUUGGCUUGGCCCUUAAAUGUAUGUGCGAGUAUGUGUUUGUAUGCGAUCUCUCUUUUUUAGUUCCAAUUCUAAUUCACUACAACUAUCAUCCUACACAUUUGUCUUUCGCAAAGUACACUCUUGCAGGGUCGAAGAGAAUUUGCCCUAAGAAUCAGAUAUUGUCUGUUUUACAUAUAAAAAUGUUUAUUAAGAUCAAACGUUUGUGUCAAUUGGGUGCCAGAGCAUUAGUUAACAAUGAUGUCAUCACAUCCACGUCGCAUUUUAUUGCUGCUUCAAGACCUUGCGUUGUGUGAAAUUGACAUCCAAGUCAAAGGGCAUCCGUUGCUUCUCUCAUUGUUUUGUUUAUUUUCUUGUGUGAUUAUUUACAUCAGAUUCACUAUGAUUUUUCUUUUUUAAAGUAGUUUUUGGUAAAUACUGCUAGUAAGAUUUUAUAUUUUUACAUAUAUUUGUUUUAUUUUGAGUUUUUUUUUAUUUAUACUGUAUGCCUCUUAGUUUGGAUGUCUUUUAAAUGGUGUUGGUUUUUUUCGGUAUCGUGUGAUUUCAUACGUCUUUGAGAAUGUGGAGACAAAUGCAUUUCAGUAUUUUUAAAUUGUUAAAAAUCUAGUUUCCUAGAUCGAAUUAUCUAUAUAGUGGUAAUUAUUUGAUGUCAUAAAUUAUAUUUUAAUUCAUGUACAUAGUUUUAAAAAAGCAGGCAAUGGCUUCCUUUUAAACUGAACACGUUUCUCUGCCGAGAUUGUUUACAUUAUAAAACUGUAGAAACUGAUCCCCAUAUACUGUAAAAAACGUACAUAUAUUCAUUGUUUUGCCUCCAAAAAAUAAAACCCAUAAUGAACAAUGUUCUUUCUUCUCUGUUCUUUUACUGAAUUUCUCUGCAUGCAUCAAGCAGCAUACUAGACUGCAAUAAUAGCGUCCGUAGAAUUAAGGCCUAUUCUUGGGACCGAUGCUUAAUAUCAAAUCUGUGCAUCUCAAAACAAAGGCUUUGAAAAACUCUGCAGCAUCAGCUUUAAAACCCUUUUUUUCGACGUUCCAGCGACAUUACGGAAUGUACACACAGAAUAGCUCAGCUGGAAGCUGUCUGAUUCGUUGCUGCAUUGGAAUCGCAGCCCAUAGCAAAUCUGUGUGGUAUCCAUGCAGCGUGCCUGCAAUUUUUAUAUAGCAAAGCUAAUUAGGUUUUUUAUUUGCUGAGGGUAUGUAGCAGAACAUGCUGAAUGAAGCCUAUCUUAAUACAUCGAUGUGGAAGGUUGCUGGCAAUUUACCGCUUAGCUGGUUUUUGAUUCAGAUGUCAGAACGAUCAUUCCCAUACUGCAUAUCCAUGUGUGUGUGCGUGUGGGGAUGCACAUUUAUCUUUGAGUUGUAUUUGCUUUCACGUCAGAGGGCUUUUUUUAGCUUUUGCAGCGGUUGCAGAUUUAUGGACUCCGCCUCUUUGCUGUGGGAAUGAGGCAAAUUUAAUACAAGACAUGACAUCAUGGUCUGUUGACGUGAGCCGAGUGCGUCUGUGACAUGACGUGAAUUCUAGGGAUGAACCCGCCCCCUUUUGCUGCCCUGCCAAUCACCUCUCAGCCUUCCUAGUUGAUUACGCCAACACCCCUU
Messenger RNA from Triplophysa dalaica, 7444 nucleotides. It is a transcript of the gene ppargc1b, whose product is annotated as peroxisome proliferator-activated receptor gamma, coactivator 1 beta. Bases 220 to 2706 code for a protein of 828 amino acids. The transcript is spliced from 12 exons. Lineage: Eukaryota; Metazoa; Chordata; Actinopteri; Cypriniformes; Nemacheilidae. Gene Ontology annotation, molecular function: transcription factor binding; RNA binding. Gene Ontology annotation, cellular component: nucleus. The record is from RefSeq and is a predicted model, not a curated record. Gene Ontology annotation, biological process: positive regulation of transcription by RNA polymerase II.